AUGGAGGAAGUACCAGCCAGUCCGGAAGUGGUAAAGCGAAAAAAGCGCCACAAACACUCCUUCAAUCGUUUAGCCCUUCAUCAAGCGCAAAACGACGCACCCGGCACGUCUGAAGCUUCACGGGACCCCAGUACCGAUGAGGAAUCUAAUCCACCACCGGAACCAAGUGCAGAAUGUCCCGUCGUUGGCGGUGUGCCAAAAGCUAACCUCUUAGCCUUCUACUUUAAUGACGACACAGGCGACCGGUUCGAAACGGUCACCGGCGAUCCACUGGCCGGUGCGCUUUUGCUGGAACAAGCAAAUGCCAUUCGUGUUAGUAAAGUGCCUUCGCAAGAUUUAGAUACUGACACGUUCGGAGAGUUUCUGUCCGUCGCCGAGCUGGAGAGGCGGGCCAAUGUCGCCGCACCGCAAACGGUGGAGGCUGAAACGGUGGAAAUAAAACAAAAUAAUUACAGUUUCACGCAGUUAGAGAUCGACACACAACUGACGGGAAUGUUGAACGCGGCUGAGAGGUUAGAGAACGAUAAUAAGGAGCCAGAUCAUUUUGCUCCCUUCCCCAUUAUGGAUACCGUGGCUUCAAUUGAGCGCGAUUUCGACUCGGACGAAGUGGAAGAGAUUGACUUUACGCUGAUAAAUUCAGAAUGCUGCCGGCGAAAGGUGCUUCAGUUGCAGGAUCACAUUGCCAGUCCGCCAAUGGCCGUACAACGUCAACCUACGGUUCGAGUUUAUGAGAAUGUUAAGCGCAAACUAAAAGCACGCCGGUUAAGCUAUAGAUCGGACGAAUCCUCCCGAACCGGACACCACUCGGUGUCGGAUGAUGAAUCCUUAGGUGGUUCCGAAAUAUCCGGUGCAACGUGCAAUUUUGAGAGUGAUGGAGAAACGUCACUGGAUGGUGCCGAUGCCCUCCAGCACACCAGUGUCCACAUUCAGGCAAAUCUCACCCAAUUAUCUACCUUCUUUUCGCAAGUCGUCGGUGGUGCAAGUGUUGCCGGUCCAAACGAAGAAGCAGAAGCGAAUAAGAAAGAAAAGCAGUUGUCCGAGUCCAUCGAACGUGAGCCUACGUUCUACGGGUUUACAGCUGAUUUGUCCUCACAAAUUUCACUGACAACCCUUGAGCCAGCUUCACCAAUGUUGCUGUCAUUUCGUUAUUCGUUUGAUAGUUCCAGCGAGGACGAAGUAGGAACACCAUUCGAUGACGAUCAAGCGCACGGUGACCUUGCUGAUCCGAUACCAGUAACACAGUUGCUGGAAGAGGACACCGAUUUGCUAUUGUUUGGUCAACAUUCUGAAGUCCCACAGUUGUUCGAACCUCCAAGCACCACAAUGUGUUGUGUCGAAAAAGUAGACCCUGAACAAGUGACACUGCAAAAUCGGACGCUUCCGGAACCUCCCGUGCACGUUGGAUUCGUUACCGCCCGUGGAAGUUCGAUUGCCAUCUCGAGUGCGGCUCUUCAGAAGGCGAAAGCACUUUUUGCUGAGGAGGAAGCCAAAUAUAAAGAGGACAUACAGGUCUCUCUUGAAGUGGAUAUGAAACCCAAAAUCGAGGAUCUACAGGCAUCGGAGGGAAGCGUGGAAGGGGCCAGUGAACGAAAGCCAGCUAUAAACCCGAUGCCACAUUUCGCUGGCUUCAGCACCGCUGCUGGUAAUGCAAUAGCCAUUUCGGCGAAAGCUCUCGAAAAAGCAAAAUCUUUCUUCGCCGAUGAAGAAGUACCGAUGGACAAUCCAAAUAUGUUCCUUAAAACAGAACCCACUGAUACCGGCGGGGGAUUCAGUAUGGCCGCGGGUAGUUCAAAGUCGGUGCCGACUAACGCCCUACACAGGGCAAAGCAAAUAUUCGGGCAAGAGGAAGCGAAGGCCAGUGGUACGAUACACGAAACUCGUUAUGGCGGAGGUUUCAGUACUGCCAGCGGUAGUAAGAUAUCCGUUUCGGAGAAGGCACUCGAAAGAGCGCGGGCAAUCUUUAACGAAGUAGAAAAUGAAUGUGAAACUGUUCAAGGAGCACCAACGUUAGGCGAGUUCAGUACAGCCGCCGGAUCAAAGGCGCCGGACGGCAAAAGAACGGUGGAAAAUAUGCCCACAGCGCACCCAGAGCAAGAGCAUUAUGGUGCCCUCCCAAUGUUUAAGCGGGCAAGCGGUACGGCCAUCACCGUGUCGAGCCGCUCCCUGGAGAGAGCGAAACAAAUGUGGAGCGAUUUCGACCGAGAAAAUGAACCACCCGACACACCGAAGGCAUGUUCCCGUGUAAAGGAGCUUCAUCACCUUGCAUCGGGUGCAAAAAUUGGCCAAGUCAAGCCUCUGACGGAGCGUGUUGAAGUGCGAUGCGAUUCUCCUCACCGAGUCGCUGACCGCAAACGUAAACAUUCGCCGGAUCCUCGAACACCGACGAAAACGUCGAAACUCAAUCCGACCGUGAUGGGACAACACACGAGCACUCCAGCGGCCACACUAACUUCCACAGCGGCCGCCGUGCACGAUGUUGAUCAGUACUUUGCCGCGCUCGAUGAUAGUGAAUUUCAUGAGCUGUUCAGCAAAGCGGAAACGCUUCCCAAGACGCAAACCAUACCGACGGUUGACGGCGGUAACGCUAAAACCAACAAGUCUUUUGGCGGUAUCUCUUGGGACGAUAGCUUCCCCGAGAUGCUGUUACCGAAGCUGUUGGCAGAGGAACCGGUGUGUGGUCCACCGGAAGCCGUUCGCAGUGCGCGUCUAGUGGCACUGCAGAAGCAGCGCGAAUUUGUGGAAAACAAACCGGUCACGUUGUGCCGUCCGGUGGUGUCACUGUUCUGUGCCAAAAAGCUACGGAAGGAUCGUAUUCCGAUGGAACAGUUUGUAGGGCACGGCACCCGGCCGGAAGCAGCUUCGGUUGUGACUCCCGCGAUGGAUGUCACGGUGGAGAACGCGAUAGAUUUUCGGUUCAAUAUGAUUGACCUUUACGGAGAAACUGUAUGCAAUAGUAACGUUACGGGAGUGCCGCUCGGGUCCGAAGGGGAAGCCUGUUUGCUGCUCGGCCAACAUUCGACAGUCGGUUUGGAGGAAUUAAAAUUGGCCUUCCUAGCCACACCCGGCAUCGACCCAAGGCUGGUGCCGUGCGGUUGGGUGGAAAACGCUUGGCGGUGGAUCGUUAGCAAACUGAGUGCUUUGGAGCGUAACUUUGGCAAUCGGUUCACCGGUGUCCUCACUCCGGACAAUGUCUUUCAGCAGCUGCAGUACCGGUACCACCGCGAGAUUGACCUGUCGCAGCGGUCUUCGCUGAGGCGAAUGCUGGAGAAGGACGACAUUGCCAGCCGCAGGAUGGUGCUGUUCGUGUCACGCGUCUUUCCGGUCGACGGAGGGAUCGGGUAUGGGCUAGAGUUGAGCGAUGGAUGGUACGCGGUGCUCACGACCAUCGAUGGCCCGCUUGCCAGUGCGGUCGCACGAGGGAAGAUCACAGUCGGAACGAAGCUCAUGAUCCAGGGUGCAGAGCUAACGAACCAUAGCGAAGGUUGUUCACCGUUGGAAGUACCGCCGGAAGUUCGAUUGAAGAUUCACGCCAACGCCACCCGACGGGUACGGUGGAUGGUAAAGUUGGGCUACUAUCGGCACCCGGCACCGUUCACGAUUCCGUGCAACAGUGUGCUCGAUCGGGGUGGACUCGUCUGUCGUUUCCGGGCGAUCGUCGUGCGUUUGUACCCGUUGGUGUUCGUUGAAAAAUCAACGACCGAAGGCCAACCGUCGACACUGCGCUCGGAGCGGAUGCAGCUGAGACACAGCAAGCGGAACGAGUCUGGCCAGCUGGACAGUCUGCACAAGCUGUACAAUCGGGUACAGCAGGAGCUCGAAGCGGAACGGCGGACCAUCGCGGUUAAUAGGAACUUUCGCCUCACGGAAGCAACGUCGUGCGAGGAACUGCAGGAGCAGUUGGAGAAUGGGCUCGAUGUUUCGUUUUUGGAUAUCGAUCUGAGCAGCUCGCAGAGAGCCCUGAUCGACCGGUUCCAGCAGCAGCGCCAGGAAGCGUUGCAGAACGAAAUCCACCAGCGGGUCAAGGCGCAGCUCGACAAUCGGCCACCAGAUCGAUCCUCCGUUACGGCCCUGCUGAAGGUACGGCUAAUGGAUCCGGUUGAACCGAAAAAGGUGUUUAUGCUUUCGAUAUGGCGCCCUCCCGAGGAUACUCAGACCUUGCUCCAGGAGCAAUCCGUUGUUGAGUUGGGUAACGUGACCGCCAAUGGAACAAAAAAUGGCGCUGUACUGCUGACAACUCACAAGAACACUACUUACACGCGGGACCCCUCAUCCGUUCGGGUGGAAUGUAGCACACUUCAACCCUGGUUUCGCACGAUCACUCCGAUCGGAAGUAUCGACGGGCAAACGUUCGGGCCUCCGUUCAACGAGUUCGACACGGUCGGCAUCGUGGUGCACGUCGGAAUGGUAUUACAUGGCAUUGUUGGAACGAUUGAAGGCUGA
Messenger RNA from Anopheles cruzii, 4440 nucleotides. Its product is annotated as breast cancer type 2 susceptibility protein homolog. NCBI's taxonomy places the organism in Eukaryota, Metazoa, Arthropoda, Insecta, Diptera, Culicidae. Gene Ontology annotation, biological process: regulation of DNA-templated transcription; double-strand break repair via homologous recombination. Gene Ontology annotation, cellular component: nucleus. The transcript is spliced from 4 exons. Bases 1 to 4440 code for a protein of 1479 amino acids. The record is from RefSeq and is a predicted model, not a curated record.